CCAUUUCUCAUUUGUUUUUUAUUUUCUACCUUUUCAUUUCAUUACAAUUUUAGUGGUCGUCGCGUUAACAUGUCGCUUUUUCUGUGCUUUUAAUUGCUUUUAUUUUUUUUAUAUUUAUUUAAUUUAACGUGUUGCUACGUAGAGAAACAACAAGAUCGCGGCAUUAUUAUACUUGCAAGUACUAUAAAUUACAUUUUUUUGUGAAAUUUGUGAAAAUAAAAUUCAUAAGAAUUUUUAAGAAAAGUUAAUAGAUUCAUUUUUGUUUAUUUAUAUUAGUAAUAUAAAAUAAAAUAAUUAAGAAAAAAUAAACAUUUUUUUUUUAAAUUAGAAAGAUUUAAAAUAAUUCUUUUAUUGUUCGCGGAUUUUUACUAUUCAAACAUUGCAAUUUGUAGUAGAAAGAAAGUAUUGAGAAACUUGAAACGAGGAAUUGAAUUUUGUGCUUAAAAUAAUUUUUUUUUUUAAAAAAUUGUCGGUGAAUAAUUGAACAUAAAUUUUAUAUACACAUAAAUAUGUAAAUAAAUGAAUAAAAAAAGACAAAUAAGUAAUCAAACAUUUUUAUUGUUAAAAUAAAUAAAAUUUGUUUUGAAAAUAAAAGGAAAUUGUGAAUGAGAACGAAAAAUUCAUUUAAGAAAAUUAUUGGUGAUCAAAUAAUAAGAAAAUUAUUCAAAAUAUUUGAAACUAGCGGAAAUCCGAAUUAAAAAAAAUUAAAUUUUAUAUUGAUUUCAAUGGGGUGAAAGCUUAAAUGGCAUUUUUUCCUGGACCCUGGGACAAAAGGGAAAAAUUUCUGUGUUGAAAACGGACGCUAUUCGAUUGAGAAUUAUUUUUGAAGACAGCGUUUUUCUAUUUUUUCAUUUCAUCUUUAAUUAUUUGUUUUCAAAUAUAAAACAGUUCUUUUGCGCUUCUUUAUAUUUAAAAAAAGUUAAAAAAAAAAUAAUAGAAAAAGAAUUAAAUACAAUCUGGAAAAGUUUAAUAAGAAAAAAUUCUUCAACUUUGGAAUUCGCUUAAUUCAUAUUAUAAUUAUUCAGAUGACCGCAGUGGUCCUUAAUGCUUUACCGACGAAGGUAGUAGCGUUUGCUGCAGCCGAAAUUGGAUUAGCUGAAAUACGAGCUGUAAUUUUAUUGAAAAUUUUUGUUUAUUUCUUGUUGAGAAUUCAACAAAACUUAGAGAAACCGGAAAAAGUUUGCUCAUAUGAAAGAUUAUCCGACCUCAAUUACAUUCUCGUAGCAUCAUAGCAGAAUUUUAUAAUUAAUUUUUAUAUAAAAUUAAGGAAAUUAGAUAAAAAUUAGCAACAAAUUUAUUGAAUUUAGUAAAAUUUUUUAUUUAAUAAAAAGUUGUUUUAACUUUUGUCCUGCAUAUAUACAUUUGGUUUAUUAUCGAAUAUAUACGACAAUAAAAAAUUUUUUAUAAAAAUGUCGACGAAUUUAAAAGUUGUUGGUGCAUCUUGGAUUAAAACUAGAAUAAGCACAUUUAUAUUAGUUGCAGCUGGAUUUUUAAGUAUAUGUGCAUUAUUUAUAGCUAAAAUUGAGAGACCAAAAUAUGAUGGAACAUAUUGUGCUACAAUGUUUUGGAAUGAAAAGACUGGUUUUAAUAUUGAAUAUUGGAAACAAAGAAAUGAUUUACAUAAUAUUCCGAAAGGUGCUGCUAGAAUUUGUUAUAAGGAUUCAAUGUACCAGAAUGGAUGGUCACAAUUAGAAAUAGAAACAGAAGAAAAGUAUCCAGAUUGGGUGCAAGCUUUUGGAGCUGGAAUGUUAGAGGGCACCUUAACUUGGAGUAAUAUUUAUCAUCAUUGGGCCAAUACGAUUUCAUCACCGUGUGAUACAGAUGAAAGUUCACAAAAUUUUUGUACAUGGUUACGUGAUACAGUCGAAUCAAAUUAUGUUGAAAUGAAAAAAACAGCUAAAUUACGAGCAAGUCAUGAUCAUUAUUGGCAUCAAAUUGAUUUAUUAACAUAUCAAUUGGAGGGUAUGUAUUUUGGUUGGCAGCGAGGAGCUAAAAGAGCACGUUCUGGAUUAGAAGAAGAUUUUGAACUAACAGAUUUUCUAUUAUUAAAUUUAGCAGCUGAUAUUCAAGAUUUAAAAGAGAAUUUCACAUUAACGUUAGAGAAUGGAAAAAAAUCUUUAAAUAAAAUUUUUCCAAAUGCUAGAGCAUCAAUGCUAGUGAAAUUAUUCCCAGAUUUUGAAGGAAAUUUUAAAUUUAUUAUGGGUCAUAGUGCUGCUGCCAGUUAUUCAUCAAUGUUACGAAUGCAAAAACGUUAUAAAUUUAAAUUUCAUGUAUCUCCAAUUAAUUGGAAUACAAAUACAGUACCAGGAACUGAUAUCAGUUUUAGUGGAUAUCCAGGAAUUCUAGCUUCAAUUGAUGAUUUUUAUAUGAUAAAAGGACGUAAUGUUCAUUCUGUUGUAGGUGGUGUUUCAAUUCGCAAUGAAAAUCCAAGUUUGUGGAAUGAUAUAAAUAAUAAUAAUUAUCAUAUACCAUUAUCAUUUCGGAUUAUGACAGCUAGCCGUUUAGGUCAAAAUCGAAAAACUUGGGAAAAAUCAAUAGGAAGAUAUUCUAUUACCGGUUCAAAACAAUGGAUACGUGUUGAUUUGAAAAAAAUUAAUUUAUUACAGAAAUUACAUUCCAAUAAUAAUUAUAGUAAAAUUGAUGGUUUAAAUGAUUUAGGUGUACAUGACAUAAUAUUGCUCUCUGAACAAGUUUUAAAUAAAUAUAAAACAAAAGAUUUAACAACUUCUAUGUCAAUUAAUUGGACUAGUCUUUGGUGUAAUGGAAUACCAAAACUUAAAGAAAUUUCAUUAUUUAGUGGAAUUCCUUUUGAAAACAAUAAUUCUAAUAUGAAAAUUGUCGAAUCAAAUAUGACUAAUCUUGAAGAUGUUGAUGAAUUUUUAAGAAAAAAUGCAUUUCGAGGUGAUUUACUUGGAGAACAAGCUUCACCAUAUGGCAAUAUUGAUAUGAAAUUAUUUACAUUUGAUCCUGUAUUAGAAAUCACUGAUUAUAAUGCAAUAUCUGGACCAUUAUUUACAAAACAAAAGCCAAGAUUUUUUAACAAUGAUAUUUCUAUUGAAUCAUUAACCAUAGAAGAGCCAAAUAAAAUUUAUUCUAAUGAAAAUUCUGAUGAAUUUAAUAUUGAAAUAAUUUCUAGUGCUGAACCAUCAAAAAUUCCAGCUCCAGCUAGAUUAAUUCGAAAUGAUAUUUUAGCAAUAGCAAAACAUAGAUAUCAUCAUAAUCGUCCAUUUAAAUGGUCCGAAGUUGAUGAUAAUGGUGUAAAUCAUCAAGGGCAGCCAAAUGAAUGGAAUUUUUCAAAAGUAAAACCAGUAUGGGCAUGGCAUUCCCAAUAAUUUUUCCAAAUUCUUAGAAAGCUUUAAAUAAAUUAUUUUAUUUUUUAUAAAUACCUACAUUUAAUUAGUAAAUUUUCUGAAAAAAAAAAAAUAGUAUUUUUUAAAGUUAAGUAGAAAUGGCUGUAAUUGUAAUAUAAGAAAAAAAAUUAAAUGCCUUCACUAUUAAAAAAUACACAGUAAAAUGGCAUUGGAAUGUUUUUUAAAAUUUUGUAAAUAAAAUAUAUUUUCAAAAAUGAAUUUUUAACAAGAAAACGCAGAAAAAAAUGGAAUGGUUU
Condylostylus longicornis is the source of this 3607-nucleotide messenger RNA. It is a transcript of the gene lama, whose product is annotated as putative phospholipase B-like lamina ancestor. The record is from RefSeq and is a predicted model, not a curated record. Gene Ontology annotation, molecular function: glycerophospholipase activity. Gene Ontology annotation, cellular component: extracellular region. The transcript is spliced from 5 exons. Lineage: Eukaryota; Metazoa; Arthropoda; Insecta; Diptera; Dolichopodidae. The coding region runs from base 1410 to 3332 and encodes 640 amino acids. Gene Ontology annotation, biological process: phospholipid catabolic process.